Molecule: messenger RNA, 2834 nt
Organism: Hevea brasiliensis (rubber tree)
Lineage: Eukaryota; Viridiplantae; Streptophyta; Magnoliopsida; Malpighiales; Euphorbiaceae
Exons: 4
Coding region: 397-1131 (244 amino acids)
Source: RefSeq, a predicted model, not a curated record
CCUUUUUCUUUAAAAGAGUUGGAUAUCAGAUAUUGUAACAUAUUAGAUGGUAUAAUUCCCCAUGCUUUUCGAGGCUUGUCUUCUUUGAACGUGCUGAAAUUAUGUGGCAAUGGUUUCACAAGCUUUCCAGCUAGUAUCAGUAGCCUUCCUAAUCUUGGAAAGCUUCAUUUAAAUUCAUGCAAAGGGCUUCGAUCUAUACCCCAACUUCAGUCAAGUGUAAAAGCUCUGGAGGUCAAAGGUUGCGUGAAUUUAAAAGGAAUUGAAGGCUUUUUCAACUUGGAACCGUUAGAAGUUGAUAUUGCUGGAAAACUUCUUGGAAGCAAUAGCUCAUUCAUCCAGGAAUCAGUUACAAACUAUUCUGUCCGCAAAAUUGACAAUCUUGUAGCAGCUAAUGCGAUGUGUCCACCGCAGCAGGCUCUUUCUGAGAGGGGCUUAUACAGCAUCUUCCUACCAGGAAAUGAGAUUCCAAUGUGGUUCGGCGAUCUACAUAAAGGCAAUAUUGUAUCCUUUCACGUGCCUCGACUUGAUCCAGGUUCAACCAUCAUUGGAGUUGUUACAUAUGCUACUUACGCAUGGGGAAGAUAUCAAACGGACCUCCUAACAAAACAGAAAUCUUGUUACACUUGUCCUCUUCUCACGAUCACUAAUAAAACCAAACUGUUUGAAUGGAUCUAUGAUCCUCAUAUCACCUUCUUUUCAAGAGAUGUUGAGCAAGAUAUCAGUUGGUUGUGCUAUUGGAUAUUUGAUAAUCAUAAGAGGGGAACUGAUCAAUAUGAUGCGGGUUGGCGAUUUAAGGAUGAGUUGGAAGAAGGGGAUGAAGUGGAAUUUUCUAUUGACUUGGGUUUUGGAAUUAAUGUAAAAAAGUGUGGCAUCCACUUGCUUUACCAGGCUAAAGACCAUGGCUCACAAUCAGAUGAUCUAGCAAUCGUUUCUUAUGCCUCAUCCAGACAUCAUAGAAGGUUCUUACGAUCUCGUCCUCGAUUGUUAACAAUGAAGAGCAACCAAGAAAUAACAGUGAAUGAUACAGGAACUCCCAUCAUGGAUAAGGAAUUUUUGCAGUGGACAAAGUAUAGGGAUCAAAAAUCGGACGAGACUAUUGCUAUGAAUAGGACAAUAUAUGAAAGAGGCUAACUGAAUAGGCUAUCAACCUGAAAAUGAGGAUCUGGAAGCGUCCUUACCAAGUUUCUCCAUUUGGUGGACUUGCAAAUACUUCUGGCAAGGGGAAUUAGGAAGUUAAACAAUUGCUUAUUAUUCUCUCUAUGUGACUUUCUAUUUCUCUCUUGUAUUAGUGGUUGGUUUGAUUUUGAUGCUAGACUGCUUGAAUUAUUUAAAACUAGGGGUGAGGUUUAACUAUAAUUACUAAUACCUCUGCUAUUUUCAAAUCUAGACGAUAUGUAUUAGUUUAACAACAUUUUAAUGAAAAGAAAAGAAAAAGAAGGACCAUCAAUGGCUUAUGAAAAAGACUGACAAUAGUCUAGAACUAACAAGUUUGAUGAAAUAUAAAAGAGAAGAAAAGGAAGAGAGGAGACGGCAAGGAUUUGGAGUAUAUGUAUUUAUUUACUUAUAUAUGAUUAAUUUUACAGGUGUAAAACCUUUUAGGAUGCCAUGAAAGAAGACAAAAUUUGUGAGCAAAUGAAUUUAGAACUUUUUCUUAUCACCAUAGAUUUAAAGUAUAAAAUAUAAUAAUGAUUGCUAAAAAUUAAAAAUUAAGAGAAAAUAUGUUAUGCCCUUUUUUAUUAAUUGAUCACAAGUGUACGAAUAAUUUGCUCACAUACAUGCAUGUUAUUGAAGGCUAGUAUGUGUGUAAGAGAAAGAGAGAGAGAUAUGGUCUUGCAGGCAGCUUUAUUGCAUAAUUUUUUGAACAGAAUUUGGCUUUUUGUGGUUUAUCUUUGCAUUAGAAUUCGAAUGGGACACUGAGCAAUGAUUUGUCUUCUCAUGGAUUUAGUUUUUAUGCGCAGGCUGAAUUUAUAAGAGAAAAAAUUAAGUUUGUUAUUGAGAGGAAUGCAGAUUUUAUUUUUGAAGUCUUGGAGGGAAAGUCAAUUUCCAUCAGCAAAGCUAGCAGGAAAGGAAAAUUUUUGAACAAAAGGAAAAAUUUUCCCUUUACCAUUUGUCAAAUGACAGGAAAUGAUUACAUCAAGUUAUAUAACAUUCAUUGCAUUUUAUUAGCAUUUAGUCUCAUUUUAUAUUUAUUUUUAUGUGUUUUCAUUAUUAUUUUAGAAAAUAUGUUAAUCUAACUCAAUUCACUGAUUUUUAUAUUUUAUCAGGUAUUUUUAUGUGGUUCUAGAAUCAAAGAUGAGUUUGGAAGAGAUUUAGAUGUCAAAAGGUGAAGAAAACUUGAAAAACGAAGUGGUAGAAAGUUACAUGGGACGUGUAUCACUACACGGCCUGUGUAAAGUCCCCUAACAACAAUUCUGAUACAGCUCUUCUUGCUUCCAAUCCUACCCGGAUGGACCCCUAAUGCUUCUAGCACUCUGAAAUUAGGGUUUUUACACUAGAUACAAAUAUAACAAGUCAAGAAUUGAGAAGAGGAGCCAAUUUACAUUCAAGGAUGCACAUCAACUUCAAGGGAGGCAAGGGAGAAACAAUAUCUGCAAGAUUGCUAAAGGAGAUUUUCAGCUGAAGUUCCAAAAGUCCAAGGCUGCAACACUCUUUCUGGAUUCUUUUACUCUAUUUUCUUCUCAUGUCUUCUCUUUAUCUUUUUAUAAACUUGAUUGUAAAACUCAUAAUGUGUGAGUAGUCUCUUUAUUCUAUGGUUAGGGUGUAGCACUCUUAAUUUAAUUAUGGAUAUGAUUUGAUUUUAUUUAAUAUAUUGGGGGUUUUGUUCUAUGAUUCAA